Pantherophis guttatus is the source of this 1102-nucleotide messenger RNA. The record is from RefSeq and is a predicted model, not a curated record. Lineage: Eukaryota; Metazoa; Chordata; Lepidosauria; Squamata; Colubridae.
CUCCAAGGUUCCUUCCAGCUCGAUUCUAUUCUGUCUAGAGAGGCAGAGGUUGUGCCUCUUGCCUGUAGGAUCUGCGCCCCUUCUGGGGUCUGAAAACCCCAGCAAUGGCGGUCUUGCCAUGCUUUACUGCCCCCCCCGCUGUUUUUUGCCUUUUGAGAGCACUGCCCUCUAAACAUGCUCAGAGGAUGGAGACCCUGGAGGAAUUCGACGGUGAGUACCCGCUCGUCCUGUCCUUCUGCGAGCGGAUCUCCCCCCAGGAUUACGAGGGCCAAGGCCUGAGCUACACCCAGAAGUCCCUGCAGGAGCUCUUCACCCAGAUGGAGCGGAAGCCCAGCAUCUGCGAGCGGGUGGUGCGGAAGAGGAAGCAGGCCGAGAACGAGAGGGGCAACCUGGGGCAGUACCUCAAGGCCAAGUUCUUUGCCCUGCUGCAGGGCGAUGUGAAUUAUGACAACACCCUGGGGGAAAUGGAGAUGGAGGAAAAAGUUGAGCAACUCAAGCGGGAGAUGGAGAAGGCCAACGAUUACGCCCGCGCUGCCAAGACCUCAUCCUGGAGGCCGGCCGAGAGGAGGGUCCGGAGGCCUAUACUGAUGGGAGGAUUCAGCCCGCCAGAGUCCAAGCUCUGGGACUCGGGUCUUCCAGCCAUGCCCAAAAUCUUCGGUUCUUUCCCAAAGCAGAUGGAAAGAAACAAUCCAGACUUGAAGCAGCUUUGGGCCGGCAUGUCACCUGUCAAUCAAAAGAGGUCAGAAGCCAGACAGGGAGACGGAAGCUGUAUAGAAAUGAGCAUGGUUGACCUACGCCCUCUAAUGCUGAAUCCUGGUGGAUUUCGUCCCUCGUUUCUCACAAGCAACUCUGUCCACCGGCUGAAAUACGCUUUCCCAAGGGUUCCUGCCAGCAGCUCCCCCACCUCACCUUCCCAAAGUUCUGGCCCUUCCAGCACUACUUCCGUUUUCAACACACCUGUGCUGGCCAGGUUCAGAGGCAACAAGGAGGACGAGACGGACAAGGGAAGCCCAGGCCCCGAUACAAACUCUGCAGGGGCCUAAAUGCCUUUUCGUGUAUGGGAAGAUGCUACGUGAAUAAAAAGUUUGGUGCACGCUCCUCA